UGAGUCGCUUCGCGUCGAAAUCUCCUGGCUAAGAUAACAGACGACUGUGAUGAGUUCAGCAUUUGCGAAACGUGUAGCAAUGAAUAUUUCCAGUUUUUCUACGCCUACUUCGAGUCACCCCAGUCCAAGCCAACCCUGUUCUAACGUGGUGUCCACGCUAUUUACAGUUAUUAUAUCCAUGGUCACACUCGCGGCUCUGAUUGGCAACGUUCUCAUCAUUGCAAGUUUUUUCAAAACUCCCAACCUGAGGACGAGGACUAAUUAUUAUAUAAUCAACAUGGCCAUGUCUGACCUCAUUUGUGCAUGUUUCAGCUGGCCACUUUAUGCAGUUGAAGGAAUGCUGACAAGAGCUGAGUUCUUCAACCAACACUCAGCCUUAAUUCUCUGUAAACUGGGAAUUUGCUUCAGGGCAAUUUCACAAAUAGUGUCCGUGUUAUGCUUGGUUCUAACAUCCGUCGACAGAUAUGCGGCUAUCGUUCACCCAGUAAAGAUAACGGUAAUGAGUAAUGGCAAAUUUCGAGUUAUUUUACUGUUGUUUUCUUGGAUCAUUCCUGUUUGCUUUGCUUACCCAUAUUACACGUUCGCUGAAAUUGUGAAGGUAAAUAACCAAACAUUCUGUAGAGUAGUUUGGAGUACAUCAGCUCACACAAUUUUUAAUGCUGUUGGAUUUGUUAUAUUUUAUUGCAUGCCUCUUGCUGGUAUAACCAUUCUCUAUACUCACAUCACAAAGACACUUAAAAAUCGUCCAAAUAUAGGAAACUCAGUCCAAGAAAAGCACAUCAGAAGAAGACGAGAUCAACAUCAGAAAAUAAUGAAAAUCUUAAUAUCGAUUGUUGCCGGCUUCUUUACUUGUUGGACACCACUUUGCAUUUAUUUGGCAUUAAAAAUGUUUCAUUCAGGGUUGUUUCUUCAAGAUAAAUGCUUCUUACUCCUAGGUUUGUUUUUCUACGUCUUUCCGUCAUUCAGCACAGCAAUCAAUCCUAUUAUCCUUUUCCAGUUUAGUUCAAAAUUUCGACAGGCGAUGAAAAGCUUUCGUAUUCCUUUUCUUGAUUUCAAUAAAUGUCGCCGGUUUCUGUGCAUACCCAAGAAUAGGGUUGGAUCAGUUGAAAUAGAUCAUGUUGGUAAGGCAGAGUUAAGCUAGAUGUCUCUCAUAUUUGACGGAUUUGGAAAAACACUGAUAAUAAAUAACUGGUCAUAGCAGAAAAAGCCACGAGAUUGCAACAAUUCAGCAACAAAAAGCUGUAGUUCAAAAAAGAGAAUGGAAACUUCUCAAUCUUACAAAGAUUGCAAAACAUUGCGCAAUGAAAUAAAAUGUAUAAAAAGUAGACUUCAAUUUGGCGUGUUAUUAUUGUUAAUUACAACCAUGAUACAGUGAAUAAUGAUCAGUCUUAAAGUUAAUAACUUAGUUUUCCAGUAUCAGCCGGGAAAUCUCACGAAAUAAGAAGUGGUCGGCCUGAAUCCGAUAAUGCUUGUAAAACAUUUAAUGUCAAAAUCAUGUCUCUAUAUGUUAGGGAUAUACUUUUGUA
Messenger RNA from Pocillopora verrucosa, 1526 nucleotides. RefSeq names its product substance-P receptor-like. Gene Ontology annotation, molecular function: G protein-coupled receptor activity. The record is from RefSeq and is a predicted model, not a curated record. Gene Ontology annotation, cellular component: membrane. NCBI's taxonomy places the organism in Eukaryota, Metazoa, Cnidaria, Anthozoa, Scleractinia, Pocilloporidae. Gene Ontology annotation, biological process: G protein-coupled receptor signaling pathway.